Molecule: messenger RNA, 4273 nt
Organism: Amphiprion ocellaris (clown anemonefish)
Lineage: Eukaryota; Metazoa; Chordata; Actinopteri; Pomacentridae
Product: nuclear factor interleukin-3-regulated protein-like
Exons: 2
Coding region: 210-959 (249 amino acids)
Biological process (GO): circadian rhythm; regulation of DNA-templated transcription
Cellular component (GO): nucleus
Molecular function (GO): DNA-binding transcription factor activity; DNA binding
Source: RefSeq, a predicted model, not a curated record
AGAGAGCGGUGAGGAGGGUAGGACUGAAAGCAGCAAGCUACUGCGAUGCCCCCUCUGCUCAUAUGUGCAUUAAUUGCCUGAAGCAGUCUCACAGGAGAGUUUGGUGCCCUAAGUUGCACAUUAGUACCACCUGAGAGCAAGUUUUCUCAGAAAUACUUCACAGGCAGCUCAGUAGCAGUGCACACAACAAUUGAAGGUCUUGAUUCAUCAUGGAGUCCUUAUCUCUACCUUUUCAUGGAGGCCACGACAGCCAUGCUUUACAAGUGGAAAAUGACCUGGCACGAAAAGGAUCCCGUCGCAAAAGAGAGUUCAUACCUGAGGAGAAGAAGGAUGCCCUCUACUGGGAGAAACGCCGGAAGAACAACGAGGCAGCCAAGCGGUCGAGGGAGAAAAGAAGAAUGAAUGACUAUGUGCUGGAGACACAUCUCAUGGCUCUGAAAGAAGAAAACACCAGGCUUAGUGCUGAAUUAAUGGCUAUCAAGUUCCACUUUGGCCUGGUCCACCCUGCAGUCUAUAGUGAACGCCCACCUAACCAACAGCAACGCAGCAGCACUCAGCCUCUUGCCGCCACCAGCAACCACUACCAAUCCCUGCAGCAGAACUACUACUGGGGUGACAGGGACUCUCCUGUUGUGCCCAGCCACCAACCCUCUCACCCUUUGUUAAUCCCUGCGUAUGCCCUACAUACCAUACCGAGAGGCUAUUCAUACGUAAAUACAUCUGGUGCUACUGGCUCUGGAGUCCUUACUCCCCUUGUCCUUCCUCCAAAUUUCUUGCCAACCCACUCAUCUCAUCCUAGAGCUCCGCUUGUGAUGCCAAUUCCUUCAAGAGUCACCUCAGAUGAAGAGGAGCAGCAGGUCCCAGGGCUGUUGUCCUACUCCAGCUCUGCUCCACCUCACAAAAUCACCAGCAGAAGAGCCAGAAGCCACUCUUCACAAAGACAAUGCAUGUCUGAUUGACAAAAACAGAGAAGUGUAUCUACUGUACAGCAAAUGGACUAAUGGAGAGAGACGAAAAUUCUUAAUUUCUUUUUCUUUACAGUCAAGUACUCAUGUUGACAAGUAACUUUAGGAACUAUUUCUGUGAACUGAUGGUGCAAGGUGUAUAUUGCUUUCAAAGUAAGACUGUUUAGGUGCACAAAGAGUGGAAACCUCCACAUACUGCUUUUUGCAUCAUGGAAACCACUGACAGCUCUGUGUUGGACGUUAACUGCUCACUGUACAGCCACAUAUUGCAUAAGCGUUCUAAAUACAAUAGAUUCAUGCUGUUCAAGUUCACAGCACACCAUCACAAAAAUAGAGGUCGGAGGCAGCUCUUCUGGCCAUACUUUGAGCAUUUCAAAAUUGGGCUGACAGUUACAUGUGGGUCAUGAACAAGGUAACAGUUCUCACUAUUCUCAGCUCAGCAUUCUUAACUUAGAGGACAGAUAGCUAUUCAAAGCACUCUAGCAAAAACAUGACUUUUUUGACAUGUGUGUGAAUGCUGAGCAAUACUGUGACUGAACUGAAUUGUCCAAUGCCAGUUUGUAUUUUGCUGAAGGAUAAACAUUACAUGGUGCUACCGCCUCUCUGUUAACCGGCAACUGUAGCCUUGAAUAGAUUAAUGUAGAAUCAAGCAUUUUUCUCCUUUGUUUUGUAAUCCAGUUGCCAUAACAAACUGUGGGAUACAGCCUCCCUCGAAAUGGAAACAGUGAAGUAUGAUGAUGAUGAUGAUGAUGAUGAUGAUGAUGAUGAUGAUGAUGAUGAUGAAGUUCUCUGGUCUGUGUGGGCAGAAGUCGUCAUCUCCCCCCAUACUGUGGCCACAGUGUUUUUGAACCUUCCAAUAUUACGAUAAGCCUGAGGGUGAUGUGUUAAAAUAUUUAAUUUAAAAAGGAUUAAAGCAGUGAAACUACAGAAUUGUGAACAAGGUCUUAAGUUUAUUUUAUUUUUUAACAGAUCCAAACAGAACAGACCUCACAAAAGACCAAAAACCACUCCCUUCCUCCCUUCAUAUUCCAAAAGUGAAUCUUAAAGUUGAAAUAUAGGAGGGCGAUCAAAGCUCUGCCGUAUAUCGAUGCCACCUCCAUUUUUCUGCCUUGGACUAUGGGCUUGAGGUUUUAGCACCAAAAUAUGGCUUAAAAAGUAAAAGUGUUGCAUCAGAAACACGUGUUGCUACCCUCUUCUUUAGGUUGGCAUCUGGUGAUUCUUUCGGUGUAUUUUUGAGUCAGCAGCCCCCCAGGCAGCAGCAGGUUGUUGGCUCAUAGCCUGACAGGGCUGAUGGCAACACUGCUGCUGGCCAGGCAAGCAGCCAGUCCCGCUGGCUCAAAGACAACCUCAAAGAAACAGCCAAUGCCAAUAGGAAGACAGCAGCUGACUACUGAGCUUUUCUAACAUAACACUAUUUUGUUUAUGGCCAAGAACGCAACAGCUUAUCAGCUGCUGUGGUUAUGGCAAUUAAACAUAACUUAUGAAGUAGUUAACAGCAGGCAAAGAGACCAUAGCAGGUACAAGCAAAACUAAAGAUUAGAAGACAGUAAAAAUGCAACAUCUAGUCCCCCUUUUUUGGGAUUUUAUAUUUUGCCUUAGACAUUUAGCAGUUUAAACAACCUAAAAAAAAAAUGGCUACUGGUUGAAACAUACAGAACCUGUUAUAACUGACGUUAUGUAAACCAAACAAUUAUUUAUGUGUGUUUUGAUAAUACUACAUGGUGCCCUUUUAUUCAUUUUCAUUCAACUCACACAAGCUCAGUUGUUUGCAGUUCAAACUAAAGUUACAAACUGUUAGUGAGGCUGCCGAAGUUGACAGGCAAAUUAUUUCUAUUCAUUUGGGUUGUCAGUUUCUCUUUAAUAAUCCUUCCCAUGCACUUUUCAGUGUAAUGACAAUGAAUAAUGAAUUCGGCGGAUUUAGGUGGCUAAGUAGUGAGCAUUUAACCACCUAAAUGGUUAGCAAACAGCAGCUAUUUCACAGUGCUAGUUACCGGCUAGCUUGCUAACACUGGCGCAGUUUAGCUAGUUCGUAACGCAAAAACAAACUUUCAUGUAUUUAACACAGUAAGAGAGGAACUAUGUAUGUCAGAGUGAGAUAUACUUACAAUUGUGAAGGGGGCAACGUGGCCAAGCUUACUAGGCUGGUAUUUAGCUGUGAAAAAAUGAAAAGAAUACAAACAAACGAACAAACUAAAACGUUCAUCUUGGUCAUCUUACAGAUCACAACCGUCGCGGAGGGAUUUAUUCCUGCCGGUAAACAUGGCGCAAACUACGGCAUCCCCCGAGGACAAUUUCGGGAAUUACCUCACAGGAACUUUCAAUCCAUAGAGAAAGGCAGAGGUGUAAUAUAUUACGAUAUUAUAUUUUAUAGUUAACAGUUUAUGGUUGUUAUCACAGUGCGAUUUGCUGCUGUCGCAGUUAGAUAAAGAGGGACUAGUUUACUCAGCUCUCUUCACAGGUGUAACAUCGAAUUUGGUGACUAUUAUAUUCCGUGACUGCAGGAGGUGCUGUUGCGUUUGGGCAGCUUUCAUUCGCUCGUACUGUCUAUGUACAGACCAUGCAGUCUUUUAUGUCCAGUCUAUGAUACAGACACAAACAACAUAGACUGUAAACAGAGGCUGCAGUCUAAUGAUGACUGAGUCCACGUAUAGCAGGCCAAAUUAACCCCGAAGCAAAACUAUACCCAGGUAUAAUUUGGCUGAGGCAAAAUUACAACCCUGAGAAAUAACAUAGACUGGUUUAUACUCUGAUGUAAACUGUGGCCUGGACCAGACUGUACCCUCCUAAUCCAGACUAUGCUCACUUGUGUUUUUUCAAAAAUAAGUCUGUAUUUCAAUGUUCAAAGUUUCUUUGCUACUGCAACAUAGAAGAUCAGCAUUACUUUUUAGUGACAAAAUCAUUGGUUAAUCACAUAGAGACUAUUGGCAAUACGGCAUUCUAGUCUGGGUUGCGACUUCACAUGAUUAUAGAAAAAAUCUUGUCACAAUUUACUAAAACAACGCAGAUUUUGUUGCCCAAAAAGCCCCCCCCAAAAAACCAAAAACAGAACAAAAACAUUCCCAUCAAACAGUAACCUUUAGGACAACUUACUGUUUCUUACUGUUACUUACUGUUGUGUGUUAGGCAAAAGCCACAGUCCUGUCAACUUGGACUGUUAAAGCACAAAAAACACUGACCACUUUAAUUUGGUUAGAAUUUUGAAAUUGCACUUGAGAGAUUCUAAAUUUGAGAUUUAAAUGUCAGAUUAUUAUUGAGCAUAAUUCCAAGAAAAAUGAAGCUUGUUGUUUCUGUAAUGAUGGGGAAUUGUU